GACUCACAUUCUCCAUUAUAGUUCUGCGAGCCAAAGUCAUUGCUAAACAGUAACAAGGACACCUUACAAGUCUGCACUGUGUGGUGGACAUUAUUCAACAUCUUUGUUUUGGACCAUGGUCCUUCAUAGUGGCUGCAGCAUGAGCAUCCCUGCUAGUGUGAGUAUUGAGAGCCAGCUGCCUGCCUCCUGGAGCCCCCACUACAACAGCUCAGAUGCAUCCAUGGUGUCAUCGGGUUAUGCUAAUCGUCUGUGGUCUCAAGACCUCCACCCACAGUAUUGGUCCAAAUAUCAGGUGUGGGAGUGGCUUCAGCAGACCCUAGACAUGCACCAGAUUGAUGCCAUGUCCAUCCCCUUCAAUAACUUUGACCUGGAUGGAAGGCAGCUGUGUAGCAUGAGCUAUCAAGACUUCACUCAUUUGGCUGGAUCUGUUGGUCCAGUCCUCUACCAGAGUCUGACUGAUCUCAAGUGGGGCAGUCAAUAUGGCUCCUCAGCAGAUAUGUUUUCACCAGGGGAUAUUAAAACAGAAUUAGAUGAUCUUCCAUGUUCAAUCUUACCUUACAAAGAGGAGCCCAGUUUCUACACCACCUCAGAUCAUUUUGACAUUAAAACCCCAUUUCAGCCGACAACAGUGAUGACUUCACCAGCUCCCUGUAGUCCAGACCCUAAAAGACCCCACAGCCGCUCCCAACAGGUGAAAAAACACAACCCUCGUGGGACCCAUCUGUGGGAGUUCAUACGGGAUAUUUUGCUGAACCCAGAGAGGAACCCAGGCCUGAUUAAAUGGGAGAACAGAUCAGAGGGUGUAUUUCGCUUCCUGAAGUCUGAGGCUGUAGCACAGUUAUGGGGAAAGAAGAAGAACAACAGCAGCAUGACUUAUGAGAAGCUCAGUCGGGCAAUGAGGUAUUACUACAAACGAGAGAUUUUAGAACGUGUAGAUGGACGCAGGCUGGUUUACAAGUUUGGAAGGAAUGCACGUGGAUGGAGAGAAACAGAGAAGUGAAGAAGUUGGCCACAUGUUUAUUUUCAUCUUUUCCUUUUCAGUAGGAAAUAUGAAGUCUCUUAUUUAUAACGUUAUGACCUUUACAUUAUGUUUCACUAGAAGAAGUGUGAUGUCUUUUUUAUGUUGCUUGUAUUUUUACCUGUUUUUUGUUUAUUUAAACCUGAAACUUUUUCAAUACACCAACCUGUGAAUUAGUACUGCUUAGCACAACACAGAAAAUUUCUCCAUUGUACUUUUUUCAGACAUGUAUUUACAAUUUUUUUUAAUUAACCUUUAUAAUCAGACACUUUUCCAUCACUGGCUGUCAAAACUCCAUGCAUUGCAUUUCAUUGGAAAAUGCAAGGCACAUUCAACAAACUUUGGUUUGGUUGCGCAAUGAUUGGACUGAGAGACAUUUUAUACAACACACUUGUUCAUCUAACAUGGAGGUGUAUAAAGGUACACCCACACUAUUAAUUCCACCUAAACCUGAAAAUCUACAGUGUUUGAAGAGAUGAUGAAACACUCAUGCUGUAUUUGGUGUCUGUUUUGCAACCGUAUGUGACUAGUCUCAAAGAUUAUUUCAAUUACUUUAAAGGCAUGCUAAAUGCAUGCCUGAAGAGUAAUGUGAAAGGCAACUUUCCAAGCAGUACCUCUCCCAACACUGACUAAAAUUAAACAUUGCUCUUAUACUGCCUUUCUUUAUGGCACAUGUUUUCAGUCAAGUUUUUGUUUUGUUUUUUAAUAUAUAUUUUAUUGUGAACCAAAAAGGCUGGAAAGUUUGCUGUAUAGUCUAUACAGUGUUUCAACUGUCUUUGAGGAGCAAACAAUGUACAGUACAUUUGUAAUAUGUAUGCUUCAAUAAAAAAAAGUUAAACUCA
This is a messenger RNA of Neoarius graeffei (lesser salmon catfish), 1860 nucleotides long. RefSeq names its product ets homologous factor (gene ehf). Bases 116 to 1000 code for a protein of 294 amino acids. NCBI's taxonomy places the organism in Eukaryota, Metazoa, Chordata, Actinopteri, Siluriformes, Ariidae. Gene Ontology annotation, cellular component: nucleus. The transcript has 9 exons. The record is from RefSeq and is a predicted model, not a curated record. Gene Ontology annotation, molecular function: sequence-specific DNA binding; DNA-binding transcription factor activity, RNA polymerase II-specific. Gene Ontology annotation, biological process: regulation of transcription by RNA polymerase II; cell differentiation.